AUGUCGCCACUGCUGUUCUUGAUUGCGAUUCUUCCGCUAACUUCAUGUCAACUUCUGGAAAUAUUCGGCCUGUCUACUGGUGACGCGGGCACCGUCGAUCGUCAACCAUUUCAUGAUCUUGCAAGUCAAUCUGUUGGACUCAUCAACUAUCUGCAGACCGUUCAGCGCAAUCCCAACAAUCAAUUGGCGAAAAAGUGUCCACUUCCUGUAGUGAACUUCAUGGAAGGAAUACCAGUAUUACCAGGAGUUAUGGGCAGUUUACCGGGUGCCGGAUCAUGCUUACCACGUGGAUCACCUCUCGUUCGCGAUAAAUCGCCAAGUUUCUUCCAGAAUAUUCUACGGAAUAUACCGGGAGCACAUGAUUACUUAGCAAGUCUAUUACCAUCACCUAAAGUAGAUAUCGAUGCGCUUCUAGGAAAAUAUCACUGGGCUAUCGACACACCGUCAGUACACAAUCGUUUCUGCGCAACAACAGAAUUCCAACAAACGGCACAGGCCGGAAACACAACGUCAUUUAGCCUACAAGAGAAAUUUCGUACACAAAGCGAAGAAGGAGGCGAAAAGGUAGCGUUCGGUUACGGUAUACUUCAUAAAGAUCGCACUUACGUCUACAUGCAGGAUGACCCUUGUCCGUAUCAAAUUGUACUUGUCGGUCCACGUAACAACGGCAACGGUCAGUACGAAUACGUUGUGCUGUCGAAUUGGGCCAGAUUUCCGUUGAUUGGCCUAGUUCGUGAUAUUCGUGUAUUCUACAAUAAAUACAAGGAUCAACUUGAAACUGAGCUGGAGAAGGAAGGCUUCAUCAACGACUAUUCUGGGUCAUCCAACAUCCAUUAUUCAGAUUGGUCGAAAUGUAGACCGGCUACGCCAGCAAGCUAUAUUCAAAACGUCCUUUCGGAAUUGUUCGGCUAA
This is a messenger RNA of Angiostrongylus costaricensis, 912 nucleotides long. The record is from the annotation of a GenBank genome assembly. NCBI's taxonomy places the organism in Eukaryota, Metazoa, Nematoda, Chromadorea, Rhabditida, Metastrongylidae.